Gongylonema pulchrum is the source of this 702-nucleotide messenger RNA. Lineage: Eukaryota; Metazoa; Nematoda; Chromadorea; Rhabditida; Gongylonematidae. The record is from the annotation of a GenBank genome assembly.
AUGGAGCGUCGUCGAGCUUUCCGAGGUGGCUUCGGUAGCGGCUAUUUCAGCAGCUUCGAUAGUCGUGCAUCGAGCGACCGGCCGUGGACGCCGGUCACCAAACUGGGUCGCUUAGUAAAGGAUGGAAAAGUGACUUCAAUUGAACAAAUUUAUCAAAAAUCUAUUCCUGUGCUGGAGCACCAGAUAGUGGACCGACUGCUGCCUGGGCUAAAAAAUCAGGUACUGAGAAUACUUCCAGUGCAGAAGGAAACAUCAGGCGGCUUGCGCACUCGUUUCCGAGCGUUCGUUGCUAUUGGUGACAGGAACGGGCACGUGGGCCUCGGAGUGCAGUGUGCAAAGCGUGUAAGCACUGCUAUUCGUCGUGCUGUCUAUCGGGCCAAAACUUCAGUGGUGCCAAUCCGACGAGCUUACUGGCACUUCAAAACUGGCGUACCUCACACAAUAGUAGCACGUUACUAUGAAGUCCAGGUGAAACUUUAUCCUGCUCCACGUGGUACCGGUAUCUGUGGGCCGCCAGUUAUCCAGAAACUCUUGGGACUUGGUGGCAUCCAGGAUUGUUAUACGUCGGCAACCAACUGUCACAUGCUGGGACCUCUCGCGAAGGCUACGUUCCUUGCCAUCAAAAAGACGUACUUUUUUGAACCUGUAAAGGAUAUUAAUUGUGAUUUUCCGGAACUGGCUGUAGCUAAUGCCAAGCUGUAG